AUGCUCACAGGAGCGCACAGUUUGGACGAGUUGGAAGUGAUUCGCAAGGAAGUCACUGAGGUUUUGGAGUUCGUCGGGAGGAGGAGGCUGCCGGAGAAAGUGUACAGCGACAACGCCAGGAAUUUCGUAGGAGCGAGCAACGUGCUGCAGGAGCUGAACGCAGCGUUUCACCACAGCAAGGAUCAGCUGAGAGGGUACGCGGCUCAGAGAGGCAUCGAGUGGUAUUUAAUACCGCCGAGGUCACCACACUUCGGAGGCAGCAGUCAAGUCAACCAAGCAUCGACUGCUGAGAGGGGUCGGCAACGUCAAGCUAACGGAUUGAGCACCCACCUGGUCGAGGUAGAGGCGCUGCUCAAUUCUCGACCAAUUGCAUCGCCUGGCAACGAUCCCAACGAUGGAGAGGCGCUGACACCAGGACACCUGCUGAUCGGUCAGGCUCUUCUUUCGCUGCCGCACGAGUCCGGGACAGGCGCAAUCUCCAGCAAGGCCGGAUGCGAGUACUUGAGGCGGUGGCGAAUGCUGUCCGCUCUCAAGCAGCAGUUUUGGGGCAGCCGGUCCAAGGACUACCUCGUCAGCCUCUAG
This is a messenger RNA of Drosophila kikkawai, 582 nucleotides long. NCBI's taxonomy places the organism in Eukaryota, Metazoa, Arthropoda, Insecta, Diptera, Drosophilidae. The record is from RefSeq and is a predicted model, not a curated record.